Messenger RNA from Lucilia cuprina (Australian sheep blowfly), 1604 nucleotides. RefSeq names its product protein numb homolog. The record is from RefSeq and is a predicted model, not a curated record. Lineage: Eukaryota; Metazoa; Arthropoda; Insecta; Diptera; Calliphoridae. The transcript has 3 exons. Bases 546 to 1442 code for a protein of 298 amino acids.
UGUAUCUCUUUUUUAUAACUUAACACUUUAGUAGGAAAACGAAAAAAAAAUUUGUCUUUAUUAUUGCAAAUUAAGUGAAUUGUUAAUCACUUUUUCAAAUAAGUGAAUGUAUGUACAUAUUUGCUGUGUGAUUUUAAAGUGUUCAAAAUAAAUUAACUAAGAAACGGUGUAAUUAUUUUAUAUGCUUUAUAAAAUUAUUAAUACAACGGGUUUUGUUUUAUUAUGUCAUACUUAAUAUUGAACUAGUUUCAAAUUCAUUAAUAAAACAAUUGACUCUACAAUACUUUCAUAAAUCCACACUCCCCACCACCCUCAUAACAAUCUUGUGGAUCUAACUGUCCUCUAAUUGUAUUUAUUCAUUGGAUUCAAUAAUAAAAUUAAUUGUUUGGACAAUUUUUUUUAUUUAUUUAUUUAUUUGAUUCAACGACGACUUUGAUUUUGUGAAGCUGUGCUGCGAAUACAAUUUAUUAUUGUUAUUAUUUGUUGUAUCCAUUUUCAAUUGGUUUCAUACGAUUUGUUGCCACUGUUAGCUGUGACGACUGACCAUGGCAUUUUUUCGCAAAUGGAAAACCCACUAUAAACACAAAAAAUUUACAUCAGACGAUGCGAUAGACGGUGAAGAUUGGGGCUUAGAUGUGAAAACCCCCAAAGAUGCUAAACAAACAGAUGAUUUAAAACUAAACUUUGAGGGCAGUUUAGAGGCUGAUGAUGAGGAAGAUAUUAAGCCUAUAUUUCAGACGUACGAUAUCAAAUAUCUGGGUUGUACACCCAUCGAUAAUAAACGUUCCGAAAAAGUUACUUCGGAGGCUAUAAAAACUGUGAUUGCCAAUGCCAAAGCGGGUGGUAGAAAAAUUAAAACACAAAAACGUGUCAAAGUUAAUAUCUCACAGGAGGGUAUUGAAGUAUUGGAUCAUGCCACCGAUGAUUCCCUAAUGCGUUUUUCUAUCUAUAAAAUCUCCUAUUGUUCUGUAGAUGCCUCCAAUGAUCAUGCUUUUUCGUUUGUAAGUUCUGAACCGGAUCCUUUGUCGGAUAAGGAGAAAUUGUCUUGCCAUGUGUUUUUGUGUCCUAAACGUAAAAUUGCCCAUGAGAUCACUUUAUUGGUGGCACGUUGCUUUGAGAAUGCCUAUCAAAAUUGGCGUGAUACAGUGGUGCAUCAGGUGAAACAGGUUAAUAAUAAUAAUACCACCAACAAUAACAACAACAAUAUUGAAAGCAGUGCUAAAUUUGAAGCCAAAAAUAUACUUAAAGAACAGAAUGGUUUUGGUUUUAUAGAAUCCAAAGCUGAGAUACAUUAUAAUACACCCGAUGAACAAAAGAAAGUUGAUAAUCCUCUUAUCGAUUUAGCGGCCACCGAUAAUGAUGUACGAAAAUAUUUACAAAACACUUGGGUAUCAUUCGAAGAUGACCAUGAACAGGGCGGUCAUCGUAUGGUGGCUUGUUGAAGGAUUGCAGGAAAAGUGCACGAUCAAAUGUAGAGUUGUUUUUUUGUAGUUAUUUUAAGUGAUAAAUUUUCUUUUAUUAAAAAUUUUAAUUUAAUCCUUAAGCAAAAUUUUAACAUUUUGUGCAAUACGUACUAAUAAAUGCUUAUUUUUAUUGUAUAUAAA